AUGGCUCCUCUCUUUAAAGCCCUCGCCGCUCUCGCGGCCGCCUCUCUCUUUACUCAGGUCACCGCGACCGGUGUUGAGUUGCCGCCAUGCCUCAGCACUUUCCAGCCUUUCGUUUCCUCCGGCUGCUACGCCGACAAGGGUACCAAGGGCGAAGAUGCUCUUGACUUCCGCUCCUCCAUCGACCAGAAGACGACCACCGCCGAGUCUUGCGCCGCUGAGUGCAAGGGUAACGGUUACCGCUACGCCGGCCUCACCUACUACGGUGUCUGCUACUGCAGUGCUACUAUCAACAGCCCCAAGCUCGACGACUCCGCCUGCACUUACGAGUGCCAGGGUAACCAGACUGAAACCUGUGGAGGCCCAGGUGCCUUCUCCGUCUGGGCUGAUACCACUUUCCCGACUGCCAACGGCGAUGUCAUCAAAUCCUACCAGUCCAUCGGCUGCUGGACCGACGAGACCGGUCACGGACGCACCGUUGGCGAGCCCCAGAAGAUCUCCGCCGACACCAUGACUCCCUCCAACUGUAUCGCCACCUGCGCCGCUCAAGGAUACCCCUUCGCCGGUGUUGAAUUCGGCCAGGAGUGCUACUGCGGCGUAGUCAUCGGCAACUACUCUGUGUCUACCACGGCCGACAAGUGCGCAACACCCUGCAAGGGCGACUCGACCCAGACCUGUGGUGGUGCCGGAACUGUUGAGAUCUAUGCUUCCCAGCAGCUGCUGUCUCUUGAGCCCUGCGGCUACGUCCCACCUGCCAACUCGCCCUCGUCUUCCGUCCCCGUGACGAUCCCGGUCUCUUCGCCUUCCGUCGAGUCGUCUACGGUUCCCGCAAUCGUCACGAUCACCCCCGUCACUUCCGACCCACCUCCUCCCCCGGCCACUUCGUCUUCCAGCUCCAUCUCUACGGACUCGCCUCCUCCUCCGGUCACCACUUCCGCCACUAUCUCUUCGGACUCGCCCCCUCCUCCGGUUACCUCGUCUUCCAGCACUUCCACCACCAUCUCCUCGCCGGCGCCGCCUCCUCCGGCUACUUCGUCGACCAGCACCUCCAUCACCCCCAAGGUUGUCACGCCGCCCACAACUUCAACCACUUCCACCACCUCCUCCAAGGUCACCUCGCAGUCUCCUCCUCCUCCUCCCACGACCACCUCCAAGGUUCCUACCACCCAGGCUCCUCCUCCGCCUGCCACCACUCCCAAGCCUACUCCUAGCACCACCGCCCCGGCUAUGUGCACCACCACUAUUGUCACCCCCGCCACUUGCGAGUACGGCUGUGGUAAGUGGUGCAACAAGAACCUCCCUGAGUUUGACGACCAGGAAAGCUGCAGCAAGGCCAGCAACCGCUGCCACCUCCAGCUCAACGCUUGCUACAAGAACGCUGGUUUCCCCAACUCUGCCGCCUGCGUCGACUUCAAGGCUUGGUGCAAGGACGUUGCUAGCUACUGCUCCAGCUCCUGCUCCGGAAAGAAGGGUUCUUGCGGCAAGAAGGACUGCUUCCAGAAGAAGGUCCCCAAGGGAUACAAGCCCGGAACUACUUCAGUUUCCACCUUCGCCUGCCCCACGAAGCCGACUUCAACCUCCACCCCAGUCAGCGUUGUUCCCCCUCCUCCCACCGGUCUCUGCAAGCAGCCCACGAGCCGCAUGUACGGCUACGGACCUGGCAACCCCGUUGGUGGCAUCGAGCUUCCCAUCGUCACUUGCAACGAUCUCAAGGAGGAGUUCCAGGCCGGUAACCAAUUCAAGCUCUACAUCGAGUCCGAAUCCAAGCAAUGCAAGGGCUACGGCAAGGGCAAUGUCCCCAACGCUUGCGCCGACGCUUGCCAGGAGCAGUACUCCGAGUGCCAGAGCACUUACGUCCAGGGUUGCAAGGCUUACAACAACCGCCGCAGCGGUGGUGCCUACUCUUCUGCUCCCGAGAUCGCUAAGCGCUUCUUCUUCGCAGACAACUACAACGCCGCCAACAACAAGUGCAAGGCCCAGCUGUCAGACUGCUUGUCCGAGAACAAGAACGUUCUCAGCCAGAGCAAGUGUGGCUCCUUCGGUACUGGCUACUAA
This is a messenger RNA of Colletotrichum karsti, 2052 nucleotides long. Its product is annotated as WSC domain-containing protein. The record is from RefSeq and is a predicted model, not a curated record. NCBI's taxonomy places the organism in Eukaryota, Fungi, Ascomycota, Sordariomycetes, Glomerellales, Glomerellaceae. The transcript has a single exon. The coding region runs from base 1 to 2052 and encodes 683 amino acids.